CUUUAACCUGCAAUAUGCUUUGUUUCGCAAUUCCAGCAAAAACUUGGCAAGCAUUCAAAAUAUUUAUUAUCGAUCAGCGUUCUUGCAGUUUCUGCGCGCUCUAACCUCAUCGCAUGUGCUAAAUCUACCGAAUCUCACGCAGAAUAAUUGCAGAAUCUCAACAAAAUGAUCUACCAAAGCAACUUAGUAUUUAAUAAAUAAUCAACCAAAGAUAAUGCGUGAAUUGCUCUAUAAGUUCACCGCAACAUUCCAGUGUAUCACAUUGAUAUGAAUUUAUUACAAUAAACAACUGCUAUAUAGGCUGCAAAAUCUCAAAUUUACAACUGAAUAAAAAUGGCCAGGAUUUAUUGGCGGUUCUAUAGACUGCCCAAAUUAUUGUACAACUACAUAAAAUGUUUCUUCCAUCGAUUGAAGUACACUGUGAGGUCUUUGACUCACAACCACUUCAUGGACAACAGUUAUGCAGCAGAUGUUUGUAUGGAACCUCUAUUUUGGUUUGUUGAUAAUUCUACUUAUGCAAUUGGGCCAUUUUUUGUGAUUGCAGUGGUUGUGCUGACUGCAUCUGUUGUGUUCAUUGCUUACUGGCUGGGUCUUCCCUACUGGUGGCAUAGAAAUUCGUUGGUCUGUGUGUUUCUAGUCAUAUUUGGUAACUGGCUGCUUUUGAAUGUCUCAUUUCAUUAUUAUAUGGCUGUUACAACUCAUCCAGGCUAUCCUCCACAAGGAGAGCUUAUUACUGAAGCUGUGAGUAUUUGUAAGAAGUGCAUUUCGCCAAAACCUCCGCGGACGCAUCAUUGUUCAGUGUGCAAUAGGUGUAUACUCAAGAUGGAUCAUCAUUGUCCUUGGUUGAAUAAUUGUGUAGGGUACCGCAAUCACCGCUACUUCUACCUGUACAUGGCGUAUAUGAUAGCUGGUGUGUCAUUUAUCAUCAUUUUUGGCGCAGAACUUGCGUAUCAAGAAAUAUGGCUCACUCCAGAACUUCCAGACCCAGUCUUGGAAGGACACCCAGUUAAAUUAAACAAAACCGGAGCGAUAAUAAUGAUGACUGAAGCUUAUUAUCAAUCCGGAGUUACUGCAGAACCUGAAGUGGAACACGAAGUAUCCCCCAUGGAGAUGUGGCGAAGACGCGCUAUAAUCUAUAUGGCUUUAAUUAAUACCGGUGUAUUAUUCGCGUUAGGCGGUUUGUUAGCGUGGCACAGCCGUCUUGCGUCAAAAGGUGAGACCAGUAUAGAAGCUAACAUUAACAAAGCCGAAACAACAAGACUAGCCGAACGCGGACGCAUUUAUAUAAAUCCGUACAAUUUUGGCAGUCGCAAAAACUGGCGACUCUUCUUAGGCCUUGUAAAAGGUCGAACAUGGUGGAGGCAUGUCUUGCUUCCAUCUGCUCAUGACCCCAUCGGGGACGGCCUUACAUGGCACACAGUUAACGACGAUGUCUUUCCGGACGAAUGGCCCUAAAUCUAGGCGCAGUACUUUAAAACAUUCCAAAAAUUAUACCCAAGCAACUAGAUUCUAUGUUACCACCUGUUUCCAUGUGGGACAUGAGAAGGUGGGUACAAUUUCAGGUCUUAACGAGUUUAAAAUGAAAAUCAAAUGCUAGUGAUACAUACUCUUAUAUAUUCGAUAUAUUCAGGAACUUAUAUUUGAAGAGAGUUAAAUUGAAGCGAAUUGAAUAAAUGCACAUCGGGUAGAUUACCAGAUGUUCUCCACAA
This is a messenger RNA of Dalotia coriaria, 1709 nucleotides long. Its product is annotated as palmitoyltransferase ZDHHC16. The coding region runs from base 334 to 1455 and encodes 373 amino acids. Gene Ontology annotation, biological process: protein palmitoylation. Gene Ontology annotation, molecular function: palmitoyltransferase activity. The transcript has 6 exons. Lineage: Eukaryota; Metazoa; Arthropoda; Insecta; Coleoptera; Staphylinidae. The record is from RefSeq and is a predicted model, not a curated record. Gene Ontology annotation, cellular component: Golgi apparatus.